Messenger RNA from Cinara cedri, 452 nucleotides. Lineage: Eukaryota; Metazoa; Arthropoda; Insecta; Hemiptera; Aphididae. The record is from the annotation of a GenBank genome assembly.
AUGGGCGUCGUUUUAACGAAACCGGCAGCACCUAAUAAAGAUUUCGGACAGAUCGGUGAAUUAUUUUAUUUUUUCAUGGGAGGGUCACCGGGUAGCAUUUUAUUUGGCAGAUCGGUGAACUCUUUGAAAAAUGUAUUAUUUAAUAGAGUCGAUGUUUCUAAACCAGUGUGUCGCGACACAUUUCUGUGUCACCGGAUAAGUCCAUAUGUGUCGGAUGAGAUAAAAAAUAAAUUAUCUAUUAUCAACACGUAUCAACCCAAUCAUAAUGAAAGUAUGUUACCCGUAUGGUAACCAUUGUUCAAUACGUGGCCACCAUUAAUUCAUUGAUGUUUUCGUUUAUUUUAAUGUGUUUUAUAGAUUGUAAAUUUUUUGAUUGGGUUGGAAAUCCAUUUAAUUCUAGUUUGGAAUCCACGAUUCUUCUACGAAUAAUGGGAAAAGAAAUUGCAGAGUAA